AUGUCAUCAUCUGCCGCUGCUGUCUCAGGUUUUGAACCCAAAAAAGAGGCUUCAGAUUUGAAGGUAAGACAGCACAAUUCUUCUGCUGCUACUUCGAAGGCUGCCAAAGAUUCUGCUUCCAUCGAUGAGAAGGACGAAAAUGUAAAGAAGCAACAGCCCCCAUCCGAAGAGUCUCCUCUUUGUAAGGUGGAAGCAUGGGUUAUGCCAAUUGUCUUCACAGGUCUUUCGUUCUUUACGAGAAUGUACAAGAUUGGUGUAAAUAACCAUGUGGUUUGGGAUGAAGCACAUUUUGGUAAGUUUGGUUCUUACUAUUUAAGACAUGAAUUCUAUCAUGAUGUUCAUCCACCUUUGGGUAAAAUGCUCGUUGGGCUAUCUGGUUACUUGGCUGGUUAUAAUGGUUCAUGGGAUUUCCCCUCAGGUGAAGAAUAUCCUGAUUAUUUGGAUUAUGUCAAGAUGAGAUUGUUUCAAGCAACCUUCUCAUCUCUAUGUGUCCCAAUGGCCUACAUUACUGCAAAGGCCAUUGGAUUUAGCAUUCCUGCUGUUUGGUUAUUCACUUGUUUAGUCCUUUUCGAAAAUUCUUACGCUACUUUGGGUAGAUUCAUCCUAUUAGAUUCAAUGCUACAAUUCUUCACCGUCGCAUCGUUCAUGUUUUUCAUCUUAUUCCAUACUCAACGUAAAAAUCCAUUUUCCAUCAAGUGGUGGACCACUUUGGCAUUAUUAGGUUUCAACUUGGGUUGUGCCAUCUCUGUGAAAAUGGUGGGGCUAUUCAUCAUCACUUUAGUCGGAAUCUACACUGUUGCUGACCUAUGGACAUUAUUACCAAAGCAAGCAACUCUCAAGACAAAGAAGCUGCAAGCGUGGAAAGUAUAUGGAUGUCAUUGGAUUGCAAGAAUUGUAUGUCUUAUCAUUAUCCCAUUCCUAGUCUUUUUAACUUGUUUCAGAAUCCAUUUCGCACUAUUAUCUCAUUCAGGUACAGGAGAUGCUAACAUGCCAUCACUUUUCCAAGCCACUUUGGAUGGUUCUGAUGUCGGAAAGGGUCCCCGUGAUGUCGCUUUGGGUUCAUCAUUUGUUUCCAUUAAGAAUCAAGCCUUAGGUGGUGCCUUGUUACAUUCUCAUGUGCAAACUUUCCCCCAGGGAUCAAAUCAACAACAAGUUACCGGAUACGCGUAUAAUGAUGAUAACAAUAUUUGGUUCUUUGAUAGAAUUAGAAUUCCAGGAAACCAACCUUGGUCUAAUGAAACUGAGACAGAUAUUGAGUAUGUUCGUGUCGGAAACGAGUAUCGUUUAGUGCACAGAAGUACCAGGAAAAAUCUACAUGCUGAUAAAAUUGUCGCUCCCGUUUCCAAAAAUGAUUGGGAAGUGGCAGGUUUCGGUUAUGGGUUUGAAGUGGGCGAUGAUAUGGACAAUUGGAUCAUUGAAGUUAUCGAACAAGCUGGUGAUGAGGAUAAAUCCAUGAUUCAUCCAUUGACUACCACCUUCCAUAUUAAGCACGCUGUAUUGGGUUGUUAUUUGACACAAACUUUGAAACAAUUACCAGAAUGGGGAUUCAGACAAAGUGAAAUGACUUGUUCUCAUAAAAUUUCUAAGAAUGAUAAGAGAACUUGGUGGAACGUUGAAUCUCACGAAAAUGAGAAAUUACCUGAUCCUGAUGCUUCAUUCCAUUAUCCAAAGACUAAUUUCUUUAAGGAUUUCUUAUUUUUGAACAGAAUUAUGAUGGCUACCAAUAAUGCUUUGGUCCCAGACAGUGAUAAAUAUGAUUCUCUAGCAUCUGCGGCUUGGCAAUGGCCCACUCUAAAUGUCGGUUUAAGAUUAUGUGGUUGGAAUGAUGAUACAGUUAAAUAUUUCUUAUUAGGUUCUCCAGCAUCCACAUGGCCUUCCACUGUAUCCGUGAUAGUCCUAAUGAUUUUCAUCGUUGUUCUAGCAUUCAGAUGGCAAAGACAAUUAACUAAUUUUGCAAAUGAUAAGGCAUUGAACACCUUUAUGAUGGGUGCCUUCUAUCCAUUAUUGGCAUGGGGCUUACAUUUCAUGCCAUUCGUCAUUAUGGCUAGAGUCACUUAUGUCCACCAUUAUUUACCAGCAUUAUACUUUGCCUUAUUAGUUCUUGCUUAUUUCUUUGAAGCUAUCAUUAGAAGACCAAAGGGCACUCUAGCCAAAUAUAUUACCUACAUUACGUUAGUACUAUACUUUGCCGUUGUCAUUGGUGGAUUCUUCUACUUCUCUCCAAUUAGUUUCGGUAUGGAUGGACCAUCUAAAAAUUAUAGAUAUUUAGACUGGUUAUCAGGAUGGAAGAUUUCUGAUCUUAAUGAGUGA
Naumovozyma castellii is the source of this 2310-nucleotide messenger RNA. RefSeq lists its product as uncharacterized. The record is from RefSeq and is a predicted model, not a curated record. The transcript has a single exon. Bases 1 to 2310 code for a protein of 769 amino acids. Lineage: Eukaryota; Fungi; Ascomycota; Saccharomycetes; Saccharomycetales; Saccharomycetaceae.